GUUUUUCAUUAAAUUGAGCAUGCCUACUUGAAAGUGAUUGUGAACUGUCCUGAUGAUCUGAAAGUGAUUGUGAAUUGUGAUUUUCCUGUUAACUUCUGCCUGUUUUGUCUCCGAUGUGAUCAUGUUAUUCAUGACCCUGCUAGUGGGGGAGGUUAUAAACGCUAGCACAUGUCGACAUGUUAAUGAGAGAGCCGGUUCGUUCAACCCAGCUAGUGGGGGUUAUACACCAGCAAAUCGUGGCUCUGCUAGUGGGGAUUAUACACUGGCCGUGACCUAUAGAGGAGACGUCUAUUUCGUUCCCGUAUUGUAUCCGUUUUGCGUGAUUGCACAUGUGGCAUGCUAUAAGUUUAAAUAAGGGGCACUCCAUAUUUACUUACUGAGUUUAUCUCAUAGUUUUCCUUGUCCACCAUUUCAGGAAAUGAAACCGAGGACAGGGAAACCACGGGAAGUGACGAGUUAGAAGGCUACCAAUUUCGAGAUUGAUUUAGAUACUAGAGAUCGUGAUCUUGUAAGCUAGAGUGUAUUUGGAAAUUUUAUGAUAUCAGAGUAAAUUUUAAGAUUUGAUCAUCAGAUUUUGUGUGGAUUGUCAGAUGUGAAUUUGAUAGGUUCUGAGCCUUGUGCACUUGUGGGACUCGUCUCACGAGUGCACGGCGUCUGUUGCGCCUCGAAUUUGGGUUUUGGGGCGUGACACAAAUAUUCCAUACAAUAAAAAAAACAAAUAAUC
This is a messenger RNA of Rubroshorea leprosula, 724 nucleotides long. The record is from the annotation of a GenBank genome assembly. NCBI's taxonomy places the organism in Eukaryota, Viridiplantae, Streptophyta, Magnoliopsida, Malvales, Dipterocarpaceae.